AUGUCGGACUCCGACACGAUCAUAGCGGCUAACAGCUCAUCGGCUGCACCGAAGACGCAGCUUGUCCACCAGGACGGUGCCGAUAACGUCGCCAAGAGCAACAGCGGCGACACCGACGACAGCGGCAACGCUGCCACUUGGCAGACAGCCUUUGCAACACUGCCACCUCCUCCUGACGGCGGCUUCCGGGCCUGGGCCCAGGUCCUCGUCGCCCACCUCGGCUCCUUCAAUGGCUGGGGCUACAUGACCUCGUUCGGGCUCUUCCAGUCGUACUACACCGACACUCUACUACCAGGGACCGCCGCGUCGUCCAUCAGCUGGAUCGGCUCGCUCCAGAUCUUCCUCGCCUUCGCUAUCGGCAGCGUGUCCGGCCGUGCUCUCGACGCGGGCUACCUGCGACAGUGCGUUAUCGUGGGUAGCGCCCUGCAGGUCCUGGCUAUUAUGAUGGCGUCUAUGUCGCAGACGUACUGGCAGCUACUGCUGACGCAGGGCCUCUGUAAGGGUAUUGGCGACGGCCUCAUCUUCUGCCCAACAGUCGCCAAUGUACCCACAUACUUCUCCCGAACGGCGGCUGGCGGGCCCUGGCGAUGGGUAUCGCGGCUAUCGGGACCUCGACCGGUGCGGCUGAUGCCGAGUAUCGGCUACGGCUGGACCGUUAGAGUAAUGGGGUUUAUCGUGCUCUUCAAUGCCGCUGUGAUGCUGGCGCUCGUGAAGUCCAGAUUCGAUCGUUCGGCAAAGACAAGCGAUGACGCGGAGGCAGGCGCAGAACACGGAAGGCUCAGAAGGGUCAAGGAACGCUUUAGUGGCUUCUUCGAGUGGUCCGCCUUCCACGAGCCGCCGUACGCGCUGUUCUGCGCGGGCAUGUUCUCCGUGUGGCUCGCGCUUUACUUUGCCUUCUACUACGUCAGCCAGUACGGCAAGACCUACAUCGGUGUCGACACAUCGACCUCGCUGACCCUGCUCCUCGCUAUGAACGCCGUCGGCGCGCCAAGCCGCGUGCUCUUCGGCCUGCUGUCCGACAAGCUACUGGGCCCGAUCCGCGCGCUGAUCCUCGGCGUCCUCUGCACGGGCGUCAUGUUCUACAGCUGGAUCGCCGUCGCGGACCUGACCGCGCUCUUCGUCUUCUGCUGCCUAUACGGGUCCUUCGCGGCGGGCGUCCAGGCUCUGUUCCCGGCGACCUGCGCGGGCCUGACGCGCGACGUCCGCAGGAUCGGCAGCCGGACUGGCAUGGCAUUUGCGGUCGUCUCCGUCGCCACGCUCACGGGGCCGCCGCUGGGCGGCGCGCUCGUGCAGGCUCGCGAGGCGCAGGGCGGCGGAUACCUGUAUGCACAAAUCUUCGGGGGUAGUGUGCUCCUGGUCGGGGCCGGGUUGCUGGUGCUAUCCGGCUGGCGCCGGCAGAAGGAGGCUAGGGGCAGGGCCGGGGAAAACUGA
This is a messenger RNA of Microdochium trichocladiopsis, 1431 nucleotides long. Its product is annotated as major facilitator superfamily domain-containing protein. Gene Ontology annotation, cellular component: fungal-type vacuole membrane. Gene Ontology annotation, biological process: transmembrane transport. Lineage: Eukaryota; Fungi; Ascomycota; Sordariomycetes; Xylariales; Microdochiaceae. The record is from RefSeq and is a predicted model, not a curated record. The transcript is spliced from 3 exons. Bases 1 to 1431 code for a protein of 476 amino acids. Gene Ontology annotation, molecular function: transmembrane transporter activity.